UCAGUGGGUUAAUGGGGAUGUUGGGGGUGGGGGAGUGUGGCACAGUAGGCCAGUUAUUGGGGCAACUUGAUUGUGGUAAUGUGGGGUGAGGCACAGGGUUUAGGAGCAGGAGGUGCCCCUGCUGCUGCAGGCUUCUGUGGUCCUUGUCCAGGGCUGUGAGGGGGAAGUGGUGGAGAAGAUUCCAGCUGCUGUGAAAUGCUCAAUUUCUGCGCGUGCAGAAAACAGGUUUUUGAGUGGGCUGCAGACAGCAGCGGGAUGCCAUGAUCCAUGCUUCUCAGGCAAUAAGUGUUGCAAGUUUAGAUGUCUCAAUGGAUACGUGGAACUUUCUCUACGCUUGCCUGGUGUCCUUAUGGCUGCACAGGUUUUACAUCUAUUCUGUUACUGCUUUUGGGAUCAGCCUGUGGAUUGCCGUUCAGUUCUUCACUACCAAAACCAAGAGGAAGGUUGAAAAUUCCAAUGGGAAUCUAGUGUCUUCUGAAGUAGCAGAAGACAAACUAGUCAAUGGAUAUGCUGCUCUGCAGCCGAAGGAGGUCUAUGUUGCCGGGGUGAAGAUUUUCUAUGGGUCUCAGACUGGCACAGCAAAGAGAUUUGCUAAAGAUUUGGCUGAAGCUGUUACUUGCCUUAAUUUGCCUGUGGAAGUCAUUAGCAUGGGAGAUUAUGAUCCUGAUGAUUGUCUAUCAGAGGAGACAACCAGCAGGAACAUCUGCGUGUUCCUGGUAGCUACGUACACAGAUGGGCAGCCAACCGAGAGUGCAGCCUGGUUCUGCAAGUGGUUAGAAGAGACUGCCAAUGACUUCCGCUUUGGCAAAAUGUAUCUGAAGGGCCUGAGAUAUGCUGUGUUUGGCUUGGGAAACUCAGUUUAUGUUGAUCAUUACAACACAGUUGGAAGAAAUAUUGACAGGUGGCUGUGGAUGCUCAGUGCCAGGCGUAUCAUGACUCGUGCCGAGGGGGACUGCAAUGUGGUCCAGAGCAAGCACGGCAGCAUUGAGGCUGACUUUGAAGCCUGGAAAACCAAGUUCCUCAUUUGUCUUCAGGCCCUCUGCAGAGGGGAAAAGAAGCCCUGCAGUGGGAAGUGCAAGAAAGGGAAGUGCAAACCCCAAGAGAGGCAGAGCAAGGAGAACUCAAAUCAUGAACGUGGAGCACCGGAGUUUGAGAACGCUGAGGCUGAAGACUUGUUUGAAACCACUAGUGAGGAGGAAGCUGAUGCUGAGGAAGCUGGAGGUACAAAUCCUGUCAUUGAUGUUGAAGAUCUUGGCAAAAUCAUGAGCCACAUGAAGAAAGCCAAGAGAGAACGUGAGCUGGAGGAAGGAGAUGCUGGAACGAGCUUGCUUGGAGAGACUUCUGGGAGGAAGGAGGCAGGUGAAAGGAGAGAAAUGAUAACUGCGGCCCUGAGGGAUGCACUCACAAAACAAGGCUAUAAGCUGAUUGGAAGCCAUUCUGGAGUGAAGCUCUGUCGGUGGACAAAGUCGAUGCUCCGAGGCAGAGGCGGCUGCUACAAGCACACGUUCUAUGGAAUCGAGAGCCACCGCUGCAUGGAGGCCACGCCGAGCCUGGCCUGCGCCAACAAAUGCGUGUUCUGCUGGAGACAUCAUACAAAUCCUGUGGGCACGGAGUGGCGGUGGAAAAUGGACCAACCUGAGAUGAUUUUGAGGGAAGCUCUUGAGAAUCAUCGGAACAUGAUCAAGGAGUUCAAAGGAGUGACAGGAGUGAGGGCAGAGCGCUUUGAGGAGGCGAUGACGGCGAAGCACUGCGCGCUGUCGCUGGUGGGAGAGCCCAUCAUGUACCCCGAGAUCAACCGCUUCCUGCGGCUCCUGCACCAGCGUGGCAUCUCCAGCUUCCUGGUUACCAACGCACAGUUCCCAGAGGAGAUCAGAAACCUGGAGCCCGUCACGCAGCUGUACGUCAGCGUGGAUGCCAGCACCAAGGAGAGCCUGAAGAGAAUCGAUAGACCUCUCUUCAAAGAUUUCUGGCAGAGGUUUCUGGACAGCUUAAAGGCCUUGUCCGAAAAGCAACAGCGCACGGUCUAUAGGCUGACGCUGGUGAAAGCUUGGAACGUGGAUGAGCUGAAAGCCUACGCUGACCUGGUGUCCCUCGGAAAACCAGACUUCAUCGAGGUCAAGGGGGUGACGUACUGCGGCGACAGCUCGGCCAGCAGCCUCACCAUGGCCAACGUCCCCUGGCACGAGGAGGUCGUGCGCUUCGUCCAGGAGCUGGCCCAGCUCCUCCCAGACUACGGCAUCGCCUGCGAGCACGAGCACUCCAACUGCCUCCUGAUAGCUCACAAAAAGUUCAAGAUCGAUGGCGACUGGUGCACGUGGAUCGACUACGAGCGCUUCCAGGACCUGGUGCGGGCACACGUGGACAGCGGGGGCACACGGACCUUCACGGCCACUGACUACACGGCCAGGACUCCGCGCUGGGCGCUCUUUGGGUCCAGCCAACGCGGCUUCGAUCCCUUGGACGUGAGAUACCAGCGGAAAGGCAAAGCGAGAGACGUCUCUGGGUGCUGAUGGCCGGGAGGGCAUGGCCCCUCUCCAGGCUGAGCGUUGAUCUCCGUUUCCAAACCUGUUCACGUAGACUUCCUGAAGUUUGAUAUUGAGAAGGGGGGUAGAGCCUCUGUUUAACCCUGCUGUCCUGUUUUUUAGAGUUUCUUGCUUAGAAAUAUUUAUGAUGCUCUUUUAUCUCUGACGAACAGUGCGUGUGAGCGAUCUGUGUUGACUGGCAGAGUGUAAAGGGGUGUGUGUGUGAUCCCUGCAGCCGGGUGAGCCCAGCCCAGCAGCUCAGCAUUCUCCAUCCAUAGGGGUAAGUGUGAAUGGGAUUUAACCCCUGCUGGCAGUGUCUGUGCAGGUGGGGCUGCAGGCACACCGAGAUCAGAAGCCCUGCUGGAGCUAGCGUUGUGCCAACAGCAGCAGAUUGAUCUGUUUUGAGCUCUCGUGCCAAUCGCUGAAAGACCCCCAUCUGAUCAAAAAGCUGAGGCUUCGGAAUGGUGUGAGUGGCAGCAGCCCUAUCGGUGUUGUCUGCAGCUUCUGAUAUCUGUGCAAAUACUUUCCAGCUUUAUGGUUUUGGCAGCAUGUGUUUUCCAGCUGGUUGGAGUGGAAUCAGCAGCAGGGGACCACGUGGGGCUCAGUGGAAGGAUGCCCUCGCUCCCGCUGCACCAGUCAGCAGCAUGGGAGGACUGGGAAAAGGUAAAACUUGUAGGUUGAGAUAAAGGCAACUUAAUAGGACAGAAAAGGAAGGGAAAAUAAUGAUGAAAGAAUAUCUGAAGAUGGCAAAACACAACACCAUACCAGCUACAAAGAAGAAAAUUACAUCUAUCUCAACCAAAGCCAGGACACGGUAUCACUGUUGGUUUGGAUGGAGGGUGUCAACCUGAUGUAAGUGCAAACUGACCCCAGUUGAGUUCCUUUAUGUCUAGAAACCAGUUCUUAUUACGGAGGGGUAACAUCCAGCCCUGGGGUCUGCUGCCCCAUCCCCAGGGGCUGCUGUCAGAGGCUCGUGCCUCGCACUCUGUUGGAUGUUGUGGUCUAGCUGGAAAAUUGUAUUUAAAUAGAGGAAGGGAGUGGUUUGCUGUUGAGAAAAUCACUGCCCUGCCAUGCCAUUUGGUUCAUGCAAUGCCCCCACGGGCUGCAGCCCCAGCACUCCUGCUGAUGGGAAGUAGCAGGGGCUUAAACCAAGCCCCAGAGGUGCCAGCAUCACUCUGACCAUGGUGUGGGUCCAUAAGCGCCUGCAGGCGGCGAUUUGUGGAGCUCAUGCAUUGGUGGUGGGAGUGUUCCCGAGAUGGCGACCGUUCAUAGAAGAACCUCAUUUGUUCAACUGUUAAAAACUGAUUCUAAAAUAGAAAGAAAAUAAAUGAUUUCCCCUAGGUCA
Numida meleagris (helmeted guineafowl) is the source of this 3867-nucleotide messenger RNA. It is a transcript of the gene TYW1, whose product is annotated as tRNA-yW synthesizing protein 1 homolog. Bases 261 to 2510 code for a protein of 749 amino acids. The transcript has 16 exons. Lineage: Eukaryota; Metazoa; Chordata; Aves; Galliformes; Numididae. Gene Ontology annotation, biological process: wybutosine biosynthetic process. The record is from RefSeq and is a predicted model, not a curated record. Gene Ontology annotation, molecular function: catalytic activity; FMN binding; 4 iron, 4 sulfur cluster binding.